CGGAGCCGAGUCUCUUGACUCAGUUCGGCACUUUCCGGAAAGUCUCGGCCGAAGGAGCGAUUGUGGGGUUUUGGGGGGUGUUUUGUGUGUGUGCCAUGGCGUCUUCGUCGCGGAGGCUGCAAACCAAGCCGGUCAUCACCUGCCUCAAAAGCGUCCUCCUCAUCUACAGCUUCGUCUUCUGGUUCUCGGGCAUUAUCCUUCUGGCCGUUGGCAUCUGGGGGAAAGUGAGCCUGGAGGUGUACUUCUCCCUACUCAAUGAGAAGGCCACCAACGUCCCCUAUGUCCUCAUUGCCACGGGCACGGUUGUCAUCCUCCUGGGGACGUUCGGCUGCUUUGCCACGUGCCGCGGCAGCACAUGGAUGCUCAAACUGUAUGCCAUGUUCUUAACUCUCGUCUUCCUGAUUGUCCUGGUGGCUGCCAUUGUGGGCUUUGUCUUCAGGCAUGAGAUUAAAGACAGCUUCAGGAAAAACUAUGAGGUUGCUGUGGAGAAGUACAAUGGGACCAAAGAUGAACGCAGUAAUGCCGUUGAUACUAUCCAGAGCAUGUUGCAUUGUUGUGGAGUCUCAAAUUUCACGGACUGGAACACCACGGACUUCUUCAAGCAGAACGGGAUUCCUUUGAGUUGUUGCAAGUCCUUCGAUGACUGUACAGUUGAAGACCGGAAGGACCUAGAAAAAGCGAAGAGGAAGGUGUAUGAGAACGGUUGUUUCAAUCUGGUGAUACAAACAAUGGAGUCCAAAAUGAGCAUCGUCGCCGGGAUCUCGUUUGGCAUGGCCUGCUACCAGUUGUUUGGCAUCUUCCUUGCUUGUUGCCUGUCCCGAUCAAUCACGAAUAAUCAAUACGAGAUGGUGUAGAUGGCUCUCCUGCAGGGUCGCAUCUGCAAUGAGGAAAUCCAACUGAAACGUCUGCGCUGAGCUUGAAGAAUCUCUCGUUGGUUGAAUAGGUUAGAAUUAGAGGAGCUGCUAAUGCUUGUUUGGGCUUCUCGCCGGAGUGAGGAUGACACAAGCCUUCCUGAACCCACUGUUUGCUUGUCAAGAUUGCCCUGCGGUUCAGGAAAUUGGAGUUUCGAGCUCAUUUCUCCUUGAUGCCAGACUGUGCCUGCCUCUCCGUUUACCCUUUUCUAAAGGAAAGUAUAGUAUUGAAGCUAUCUUUCAGAAAGGCAUCUUUUUUUCUGCAGUGUCCCAAAUGUUAGCUUGCAGAAGGUGGAUGCAAAGGAUGCAAUGCAAGCACACCUUGCUUUUCUAGUGCAGACAGUUGUGUGUUGUAUGUUUUCAAGUUGUUUCUCACUUAUGGAGACCCAAACUACAGCUCGUGGGCCACGUGAGGCCCAUCAAAGCAAUUUAUCCGGCCCCGGCGGCGGCUUCCUCCUUCUCCGCCAAGGAAGCUAUUCCAGAGCUUUGCUUGUGUUUAUAACAAUACAAUAGAGUCUCACUUAUCCAACACUCGCUUAUCCAACAUUCUGGAUUAUCCAAUGCAUUUUUGUAGUCAAUGUUUUCAAUAUAUCGUGAUAUUUUGGUGCUAAAUUCGUAAAUACAGUAAUUACAACAUAACAUUACUGCGUAUUGAACUACAGUAGAGUCUCACUUAUCCAACACUCACUUAUCCAACAUUCUGGAUUAUCCAACGCAUUUUCGUAGUCAAUGUUUUCCAUAUAUCGUGAUAUUUUGGUGCUAAAUUUGUAAAUACAGUAAUUACAACAUAACAUUACUGCGUAUUGAACUACUUUUUCUGCCAAAUUUGUUGUAUAACAUGAUAUUUUGGUGCUUAAUUUGUAAAAUCAUAACCUAAUUUGAUGUUUAAUAGGCUUUUCCUUAAUGCCUCCUUAUAAUCCAACAUAUUCACUUAUCCAACAUUCUGCCGGCCCGUUUAUGUUGGCUAAGUGAGACUCUACUGUACUUUUUCUGUCAAAUUUGUUGUGUAACAUGAUGUUUUGGUGCUUAAUUUGUAAAAUCAUAACCCAUUUUGAUGUUUAAUAGGCUUUUUCUUAAUCUCUCCUUAUUAUCCAACAUAUUCGCUUAUCCAACAUUCUGCCGGCCCGUUUAUAUUGGAUAAGUGAGACUCUACUGUAUUUUAAUUAUUAUUUAACGGUAUUUUAGUUAUAAUUAAUAAUUAAUUAAUUAUUAAGGGGUGCUUUUGUGCACAAAGGCAGAAGGGUUUUUUAAAAUUGUGUUUUUAUUUGUCUGAUGGUUGUAAUUACCCGGGCUCGGCCUCAUGUAAGCCGCCCAAGUCCCUUUAGGGAGAUGGAGGCGGGAUAUAAAAAUAAAGUAAUUAUUACCUAUUAUUAAGGGGGUUGGACUAAAUGGCCCAAGGGGUCUCUUCCAACCAUCAUCAUCAUCAUCAUCAUCAACAUUGGAGCCUCCGGUGGCCUAGGGGAUAAAAGCCUUGUGACUUGAAGGUUGGGUUGCUGACCUGAAGGCUGCCAGGUUCGAAUCCCAGCCAGGGAGAGUGUGGAUGAGCUCCCUCUAUCAGCUCCAGCUCCAUGCGGGGACAUGACAGAAGCCUCCCACAAGGAUGGUAAAACAUUAGAACAUCCGGGCGUCCCCUGGGCAACGUCCUUGCAGAUGGCCAAUUCUCUCACACCAGAAGCAACUUGCAGUUUCUCAAGUCGCUCCUCACAAAAAAACCCCACUUAAGAUCAUGGUGUUGCGGUGGGUUAAAUCCUUGUGCCAGCAGGACUGAUGACUUGAAGGUUGGGUUGCUGACCUGAAGGUUGCCGGUUUGAAUCCAACCCAGGGAGAGCGUGGAUGAGCUCCCUCUAUCAGCUCCAGCUCCAUGCAGGGACACGAGAGAAGCCUCCCACAAGGAUGGUAAAAACAUCAAAACAUCCGGGCAAUGUCCCCUGGGCAACGUCCUUGCAGAUGGCCAAUUCUCUCACUCCAGAAGCAACUCAGGUUGCUCCUGAUAUGAAAUUUUUUUUUUAACAUUGA
Anolis carolinensis (green anole) is the source of this 2927-nucleotide messenger RNA. It is a transcript of the gene tspan6, whose product is annotated as tetraspanin 6. Lineage: Eukaryota; Metazoa; Chordata; Lepidosauria; Squamata; Anolidae. Gene Ontology annotation, cellular component: plasma membrane. The transcript has 8 exons. Bases 96 to 854 code for a protein of 252 amino acids. The record is from RefSeq and is a predicted model, not a curated record.